AUGAUACUCAUGAGCACGAUCAAUCCGCCGCUGAAAAUCGGCCUUCAAAUCCUUGGCAUAUGGCCGGACAUGCCAUACACUACCUUUUACCGGCUGAUUUACAUGUUAUCUAUACUGACUAUCCAUUACUUUCAGUAUUUAUACCUAUUUGCGAGAUGCAAAUUUAGCGAUCUGCAGAAUCUCGUGCGCCCUUUAUCAGUGACAUUAUAUUACAUUCUGACGAUCCUUAAGUUGAUUAUACUAUGGAUGAAUUGUAGCGUAAUUCGCGAAAUACUGGUUGCUAUGGACACUGAUUGGCGCGAGUGUGUUAACAUCGAUCAGCAUUUGCACUUGAUGAGGACGAAAGCUAGCAACUCGCAGUUUUGUACAAUCUUUUUAUUGAGUUUCAACUUGCUCGCCGCGGCAAUUUACUUCGGGGGUGAUAAUAUAAUAGCUAUCAUACAUCUAUUGAAGGGCGACAAUUAUACUUCACGACCAUUUCCUAUAAAGGUGCUACUUCCUUCUGAGGCUGAGCAAUCGCCGUUCUACGAGUUGCUCGUCGUCUUAUUAUUUAUGCACGCCAUGUUAACGGUGUAUACGGUUGCUAUUAUAAACGCGCUUAUCUCUGCUCUGGUAUUUCAUGUAAGUGGACAAAUCGAUAUCAUACAUCAAGAGUUGAAAGCUAUCUCUAUGAAAGUGUCAUACAACGAAUCAGCUGAAUCUACAUUAGGAAUGCUGAUCACAAAGCACAAUAAAAUCAUCGAAUUUGCUGAAAAUAUUGAUAAGCUAUUUGCUUUCAUAGCUAUGUUGCAAGUUUUUUCUAAUACAUCAAUUAUCUGCUUGUUAGCACUCAUUGCUAUCAAAUCUAUUAAUAGUGAAAAUGAGGUCGGCCUGUUGCAAAGCUUAUUAGCUUAUGCCGGCAUAACGGGGGAAAUUUUUAUAUAUUGUUUUAUUGGAGAAUACCUUGGUCUUAAGAGUAGGGCACUCGCUGAUGCAGGGUACAACUCUUUAUGGUACAAUAUGUCGCCUCGCCACAGUAAAAAUAUAAUAUUCAUAAUAAUGAGAUCUCAGAAACAAUUGACUAUCACGGUCGGAGGAUUAAUGAAUUUAUCAUUAGAUCUCUUCACGAGUAUCAUGAAAGCUUCGGCAUCAUAUACAUCUAUUUUGCAUGCGAUGUAUUGA
Odontomachus brunneus is the source of this 1161-nucleotide messenger RNA. RefSeq names its product odorant receptor 22c-like. Gene Ontology annotation, biological process: sensory perception of smell; detection of chemical stimulus involved in sensory perception of smell. The transcript is spliced from 6 exons. Bases 1 to 1161 code for a protein of 386 amino acids. NCBI's taxonomy places the organism in Eukaryota, Metazoa, Arthropoda, Insecta, Hymenoptera, Formicidae. Gene Ontology annotation, molecular function: olfactory receptor activity; odorant binding. The record is from RefSeq and is a predicted model, not a curated record. Gene Ontology annotation, cellular component: plasma membrane.